ACGGUCGCUCUGGGCGGAUAUCCGGUUCCGCCUGUGGGAGCCGCCCCGGCUGAGGGAGAGGCGCGGUUCGGUUCCGCUCCGUCCCUUUUCGUUCCGUUCCAUUUGAAGGCCCGGCGGCCUCCGCCCAGCCGCCGUUAUGGGCUGUACAUUAAGCGCCGAGGAUAAAGCGGCGGUAGAAAGGAGUAAAAUGAUCGAUCGGAACCUACGGGAAGACGGCGAGAAGGCGGCCAAGGAGGUGAAACUACUACUGCUGGGUGCUGGGGAGUCUGGGAAGAGCACCAUAGUGAAGCAGAUGAAGAUUAUCCAUGAGGAUGGUUACUCGGAGGAGGAAUGCAAGCAGUAUAAAGUGGUGGUGUACAGCAAUACGAUCCAGUCCAUCAUUGCUAUCAUAAGAGCCAUGGGAAGGCUAAAGAUUGACUUUGGAGAGGUGGCCAGAGCUGACGAUGCCCGCCAGCUGUUUGUGUUGGCUGGAAGUGCAGAGGAAGGGGUGAUGACGGCCGAGCUGGCUGGAGUGAUCAAGAGGCUGUGGAGGGAUGCUGGAGUGCAGGCCUGCUUCAGCAGAUCCAGGGAGUACCAGCUGAACGACUCUGCCUCGUAUUACCUGAACGACUUGGAUAGAAUAUCCCAGCCGACCUACAUUCCGACUCAGCAGGAUGUGCUGCGCACCCGGGUGAAAACAACGGGCAUCGUGGAGACACACUUCACCUUCAAGGACCUCUACUUCAAGAUGUUCGAUGUGGGUGGGCAGCGGUCGGAGCGGAAGAAGUGGAUCCACUGCUUCGAGGGGGUCACGGCCAUCAUUUUCUGUGUGGCCCUGAGUGACUAUGACCUCGUCUUGGCCGAGGAUGAAGAAAUGAACCGGAUGCACGAGAGCAUGAAACUGUUUGACAGCAUCUGCAACAACAAGUGGUUCACAGACACGUCCAUCAUCCUCUUCCUCAACAAGAAGGACCUAUUUGAGGAGAAGAUCAAGAAGUCCCCCCUGACCAUCUGCUUCCCCGAGUACACAGGCUCCAACACGUACGAGGAGGCGGCUGCCUACAUCCAGUGUCAGUUUGAGGACCUGAACAGGAGGAAAGACACCAAGGAGAUCUACACGCACUUCACCUGCGCCACCGACACCAAGAACGUGCAGUUCGUGUUCGACGCCGUCACGGACGUCAUCAUUAAGAACAACCUGAAGGAGUGCGGGCUGUACUGAAGUUCUUACAGAGCUCCCUUGGCACAAGCAGACUUUGCUGCCUCGUGGGGACAGCGGCGCGAGCGGGACCAGGGGGCUGAAAGCAGCAUGCAGAAUCGUCGCGUUCUUUAGCACAACCUUCUGUAUUAGGGACCUUUGGGAUGGAUGAGGGGGCGUUGAGGGUUGGGGUCAGGGCACUACAGCCCCCGUGGGACCUUCUGCGUCGCCCUGACGUCGUGUGGAUGGCGUGAGCCGAUGGUGUACAGCUGGUGUGGAGUCGAGGUGCUGGGUUCCAGGCCUUCCAUAUGUAGCUUUCUCUCUUUCUUCAGUUACCAACCCACCACUAGUCUGUUUUUAAAGGUGUUUCAUUGGUUGUUUUUGUUUUAUUUUUCCCCCCAUUGAGAUAACUAUAACUUUACUAAACUGUCUUUUCUUUCUUCGCAAAAAAAAAAAAAAGGUUCUUGUUUUAAAAAUAAAACCAACAGAAACUCACUGAUCUAUGCACACACGUGAGCAGGUCGUGCCCGAAGCUUUUCCUCGUAGCAGGAACUCUGCUUUUUAACACUCGCUGUGGUCAGAGCUCCGUAUCUCUAUGUCUUACAGGCCAGUUGUGCUGUGGGUUUGACCCAGCUCUAUGUGGCUUUGGCCACGUCUCGGUGGCACACGGUGAGGGCAGGAGCGGCACUGAAGGCUGCGUGUUGUGACACAGCAGCUUGGUGAAGGGCACACCGUGUUGUGCAUCUCCCACAGCCUUUCUGUGCAGGGUCUGUAUGGACAGCAUGCCUUUACUCUGUAUAUGUGGUGCCAAAUCCCACCCCUUCCCUUUGCCAUCCUGUAGUACCGUCCUUACCCCAUCAGCCCCAUUCCUUUGCUGACCCAUCAGCUCGGGGGGGGGCUCUCAUUGUGUACAGUUCUGAUCUGUUGUAGCUGUUGGCAGUAUUAAAAUGGUGAGUGAACA
Messenger RNA from Coturnix japonica (Japanese quail), 2138 nucleotides. It is a transcript of the gene GNAI3, whose product is annotated as G protein subunit alpha i3. NCBI's taxonomy places the organism in Eukaryota, Metazoa, Chordata, Aves, Galliformes, Phasianidae. Gene Ontology annotation, biological process: G protein-coupled dopamine receptor signaling pathway; adenylate cyclase-modulating G protein-coupled receptor signaling pathway. Gene Ontology annotation, cellular component: heterotrimeric G-protein complex; cytoplasm. Gene Ontology annotation, molecular function: G-protein beta/gamma-subunit complex binding; G protein-coupled receptor binding; GTPase activity. The record is from RefSeq and is a predicted model, not a curated record.